Molecule: messenger RNA, 9183 nt
Organism: Anarrhichthys ocellatus (wolf-eel)
Lineage: Eukaryota; Metazoa; Chordata; Actinopteri; Perciformes; Anarhichadidae
Gene: prr12a
Product: proline rich 12a
Exons: 15
Coding region: 1205-8878 (2557 amino acids)
Source: RefSeq, a predicted model, not a curated record
UGCUGAAGGCCUAGCCUAUAUAUAAAUCUGGUUAUCACUGGAAAUGUUUUUUGCACGCGAAUGCGUCUCAACCAAUCGCAGCGUCGUUCUGCACGAGCAGCUGACUAUUUUUUGACUCAUGUAAAAUGUAGUCUAAAUUAAUAAUUAUCCUCUCAAUAAGAUGAAAAUCUGGAAAAGCACGCUGGUCUGGUUGUCAGACUGAGGGCCGGUGAAUGGACCGGUGAAUGGAGGUCACUGCAGACACUGACUGAGUCUCAGAGAGAGAGAGAGAGAGAGAGAGAAAGGGGGAGACGGAGGACAGACACAGCCGCCUUCAAAAAUGGCGUCCCCGGAGGAAAAUUAGUAAAAGAUUUUAAAACGCGGCCUGUUUUCGUAACACUUCCUCGUUCGGUAUUUAUGUUUUUUUUCGUACUGUUGAUUGUGUAUUUCGCGGUGCGGGCUAACUCGUCGUCGUUUUUCCUUUUUGAAUGGCCAAAGAGCAUAAAUCAGAGGAGCAUUUGGGUGAAAUAAAGGCAGCCCUGUUUUAUUUUGAUGCGUCGUUACUGACAGCUAGCAUCUGCUGCUAGCUUCACCGCUCUGCUCCGGAGGAGGAGGGGUGGGAACGAUUUGCAUUCAAAAGGAGAAACAAAAAAUACUUUGAAAUUGGGGUUUUCCUUGCUCUCGUGUACGGUGAGUGAUUUGCUGCUACCAACGUGGCCCCCGUCGAUUGCAAUCCUUUUUUUUUUUUUUUUUUUUUUUUCUUCUGCUGCUGCUGCUAGCAUCGUAGCAGAGACUAGCCUAAAGAAAGGGGAGGAGAGACGGAGAAAAGGACGCAUUCAAAUCAAAUGUUUAUCAGCAAUUCGUCCACCACCACCAGCCAAACCCGCGGCUCCUCCAUCAUGACUGAUUUUGGAUUAAACCUGCAUUCGAGGAAAUGAUAAAUGUGAAAGGCGUAGGAAAAGGAGAAAGACUUGUCUCUUUUUUUUUUUGGAGGUAGUUGGAUUAUAACCCCGUAGACCCCCCUCUUUUUUUCAUCCAGCUUUCUCCUCCUCCCCUCCAUUUCUCUUUCAAUAUGCUGUUUUCCACUCCUGAGGACUUGCUUAUGAAACCAGGGAAAAUAGCCUGAAACCGAGAACUGGAAAGACGGGAUUUUUUUCCCCGUAAUCUGCGUUUGCGACGUUCUCGUUGCGUUGGUCCUCCAUCGCAACACAUUGUGACCACAUAAAUGGAUAGAAAUUACCCGGGAACAGGAUUUGGUGAUUUGGGCGCAGGAGCAGGAUGGAGUUACGAGAGAUCGGCAAAAGCAAGUCUUGUAUAUGGGAGUUCCAGAUCAUCCCACCCUGAGUCUGAGCUCCUUCACAGACAAGCCUACGCCACCCCACACCCUCUGCAGGGCUAUGCCACCAAUCACCACCCAGGGAGCUCUGGCCAAGGCGGGGCUUGGGGAGCAGCUGGACGGAGUUUGGGUCUGUCGGGGCUCUUUGACACUGGCCUCCACCAUGCCAGCCCCUCUGCUCCCGAUGCCUCCGUCAUGAAUCUGAUCUCAGCCCUGGAGUCUCGAGGUCCCCAGCCUCCACCCUCUGCCUCCUCCCUUCUUUCCCAGUUUCGCACGCCAUCCUGGCAGACAGCGAUGCACACACCUGCUCCUCCUGAACUAUUCAUCUCUGGAGCCCUUCCUGGCUCUGGCUCCUUCCCCUCCUCUUCAGCUCUCUCAGCCUAUCAGCAUCCAGCAUCCUUCUCCAGCCGCUCUUUCCCCACAGCCUCCCUUUCCCUCCAGGACACGCCUACGUUUAGUCCUACAUCCAAUGGCCUGCUCUCCCCACAUGACCCCCUAUUACAUAUCAAGGCCCCAUCCCAGUCUAGCCUGGGUUUUGAUAGACUCCUGUCAUCGCAGGGUGCCGCAGCAGCUGCCUACAGGGGCAGCCAGGAUCCCACGAGUGCCGCAUCAGCCCAGUCGUCCUCUGCCAGGCACCUGCAGUCACACCAGUUCAACCUGCUGUCAUCACAGCUCCAGGACCAGUCGUCCCAGCUGUACAAUGCGUCCGUCUUUUCCUCAGCCCAGCCUCAGACCCAGUCCCAGUCCAAUUCGGCUCAGGAACGGGCUGUUCCCCGGCAGGACAGCGUCAUCAAGCACUACCAGCGGCCCACGCCAGCUCAGUCGCAGCUCUCAUCCUCUGCUGCCCACUCCCUUCAGCACUACCUCAGCUGUGGAGGGGCGGGGUACCAGCAGAUCGCCACCCACCACAGGCACGCUGGCCUUUCCUGCAGCCCACUGGGCGACCAGAGCCCCUCAUCCGACCUCAAGGCCGCCGCUCGCACUGAGCAGUAUCGGCCAAUCAUCCAGCCUCCUUAUUCCUCCUCCUCCUCCUCCUCGUCUUCUUCCUCAGCUGGAAAAGGUACAAAAAGCAGCUCCAGCAGUGGCUAUUCUUCUGCCAGUUCAGCAUCAUCCUCAAGAACUCCCCACACACCCCCUUCUGCUUCCUCUACCUCUUCCUCCUCCUCCUCAUCUUCUGCCACCUCCGGGGCUCAUCCUUCCAACUCAAUCCCCACCUCCAGCUCCAGCGCAGCCCCUUCCAGGCAGCAGCCACCCCCUCAACCAGCCCCUCCUCCCCCUGCCCCACAGCAGCAGCCCCCUGCCACCUCCACGUCAGCCCCCCAGUCUCUCCCCAAAUCCUGCCUCUCAGGCUAUGGUUCCCCUGUUCCCUCAGUGAAGACCCCCUCUGCUCUUACUGGUCAGACCCCACCCCAACAACAGACACAGUCAUAUUCCCCUAAUCAGCCACCUACUUCCCACCUGGCUCAGUCCUACGGAGGCUUCAGUUCACCACAAGCCCAAGACCUGAGCUCAGGUACAGGUGGGAAAGGCUAUGGGAGUUUAGGAGGGCGAAGCCAGUCAUACCCCACUGAUCUAUAUGGAGCUGACUCUGCUUAUGGAUCGCUCCCAUCAUCUCUGGGUGGAGCUGGAAGCCCAUCACUAGGCUACGGAGCCCCAGGUCACUCCCCUGCCCUUUUAAGGUCAAGUGGUUCAUCGGGCAGUGGCGCAUCUGGAGGAGGAAGCAGUACCGGCACAGGAAGUGGGAACACCGGGUCGGGAGGAGGAGCGGGAAAUAGUAUGACCAAUGAGAGAGGUGGAGGUGGUAGUGGCGGAGGGUCUUAUCAUAUUCCAGACUCAAGCCCCUCUCCAUCAGGCAACUCGGGCAUCAUCCGUCCAGGGUUGCACUCCCCAGUGCCCACCUGCCCCACACAAUCUCCAGGAGGUGCAGGCUCUAAUAAAUACAUUUCCUCAGUCCUCUCCCCCACCUUCCUGGCCUCCCCACAGGGCUACCCUGACACCAGAGGUCCCAGCUCCCAAUCUCAGUCCUAUCAUUCCACCUCCUCCAAAACAAAGGACACCUCCAUGCUAGGAGUGGGCUCUCAGAGAUCCCAAGAGGAAGUCGAUGACGACGAUGAGUUCUUGAUCCAGCACCUGCUGCAAGCCCAAGCAAGUCCCACACCCCAGGCCGGUCAUCACCAUCCUCAACAACAGCCCCAACAGACCUCCCAACAAACACAGCCUCAGCCCCAGUCUGUGCCCCCGACCACUGAUUCAGACAAAGGGCUGAGCUAUGACAUGGGUAAGAGCUCUGAGGAGAGGUACCACCCCCAGAGUGUCAUACGCACCCACAGUGCCACAUCUACUGGUAAUGCAGGGUCCAUCUCAGGGCUGGAAACCCAGCUGGAGAUGUCACUAAAGAAGCAACAGCAACAACAUCAACAACAACACCAUCAUCAACAACAACAGCAGCAAAGGAACGAGAGGUCUGUUGGAAGCAGCAGGAGCAGCGGGGGGAGAGGCAGCGCUGAACAAGUGCACUCCCAUCUCCACCACCACGACGACCUCGGCUCGGUAGUCCACUAUGGGCGGGGCGACCCGUACAGUCAACACUCCCUCGCUCCCCAACACUCCUCGCACAGUCAGCACGUGUCCUCACACUCGCAGAUACCUCCGCACACCCAAAUGGAUCUCCAAAAGAAGCCGCAGGAGCGGGCUGAAAUCCCAUACCCUCGGAAAACACCGGAACUCCAGCAACAGCAUUCCCAGUCUCAAGCUGCCGGCUCCCUCAUGGACUCUCCCACCGACCAGUCCCGUCAGCCGCCACACCUGCUCCAGUCGGUGCUGUCCCACACCACCCGCAACAAACUGGAGCCUCACCAACAGCAUCAACAGCAGCACCACAAAAUGGACUCUCAUCGGCAACACCAACAGCAUCACAAAAUGGACUCUCAUCCCCAACAGCAGCAGCACUCCAUUAGCCAACAGCAAGCUGUAAUGGAAGGUGCUGGUGGGACACUUGGCUCGAGUAAACAUCAGGGUCAGUCUCAGUCCCAAACCACCCAGCUCCAGCUUCAACUCCAGUCCCAGGUUUUGGAGGUGGCAGCGGCUCACUACAACCACGGCCCCCCGUCACAUCAGCACGAGCAGAGCCAGGUUAAACAAAGCUCAGUGGUGUCUUCUUUGGACAUGCUGGAACGCUCCCUUUCUCAGACCUCCAGCACAGACGUAGUUGUUGCAGAGGACAGGCGCGGUGGACCGGGCAGCGUGGGAAGGAGUAGCGGUAGCAGUGAGCGCCACAGACAGGAGCAGCAGCAGCAGCAGCAGCAGCAGCAGCAGCAGCAGCAGAGGCACCAUCACACACAGCAACACUCGGCCUCUGAGCUCCACUCCUUUCUCUCUGAGCCCGAUAUCGGCUUAUCCACCCCGCCUCACAUGCACCAUCUUUCACAGCACCUUCCCCAGCAGCAGCACCCCAGCGCUCAGCACCAACAAACCCACUCUCACCACCCUCACCAGCAGCCCACACACCCUCACCACAUACCCCCAUCAUCUGGCUCGGCCCACUCCCAGCCACAGUCUGACCAACAGCAGCCCCUGUCCUCUCAGCUCACCCCUCAGCAGAGCCAGCUGGACCAACAGCGCUCUGAGCAGCACCAGUUCGACACCGUCAGCCCGGUGGAGAAAGCAGACCAGAAUCAACAAAGUAACCGCUUUGUACCCCUAACUUCCAUCUGCUUCCCGGACUCCCUCCUUCAGGAUGAGGACCGCUCCUUUUUUCCAGGAAUGGAAGACAUGUUUUGCGCAGAGGACUACAAGUCGAGCUGUGCAGGAGGUGCCGGACCAGGACAGGAGGAGAUGAAUGAAAGCCACACUGGACAAGAGGGAAUGGAUUCCAUGAAAGCUGGACAGGGUGGAGGUGGAGCAGGGGGAAGUGGUGGACCUAGCUAUGACAUAAUGGGUCACCAUGGUGGAGAUCAAGGUUAUGAGCCAUACUGUCAUGGCCUGGAAGAACCCAGCAACAACACCAUGACUCUGGAUCUAGACUCCCUUAAAACCCACGAGCUCCCUUCCACUGUGAACACUGAACAGCUAGGACUGAUACAGUCCCAGGGCCCAGCUAUGGGCAUGGGUCCCAAUCCUGCGGGUCCCAACAACUCUGGAGCCAAACUGUCCUCUGGGCCUGGAGGAGCUGGCCAAGGAGCUGGUUCUGGAGGCCUCCAAUCUCCCAUUUUCUGCUCCUCUCGUCCCAAGAAGCUCCUCAAGUCCAGCUCUUUCCACCUGUUGAAGGAGCGCCGGGACCCCAACACACUGCCUAAAAAAAGUUACGCUCAAGAAUAUGAGUUUGAAGAUGACGAGGAUAAAGCCGACCAGCCGGCGGACAUUCGGUUGAACAGCCGGAGGCUGCCGGACCUUUUGCCAGACUUGGUGUCCAGCUGCAGAAAGGGAGGAGGAGGAGGGAGUGGCUCUCUCAGCCCUUUAAUGGGUGACAUUGACUUCUACCACUCCUCUGGUUAUUCCUCAAUGGGUUCACACUCUCUUGUGCCUCAGGAUGGACCCAAGAAGAGGGGCCGAAAGCCCACUAGACCCAAGAGAGAUGGUCCCCCUAGGCCAAGAGGCAGGCCUCGCAUCCGCCCAAUGCCGGAGCCCUACACUCCACGAGGGAUGAUGGGGGAGAUGGGUGGGACGCCAGCAGGAGGGGGAUUCAGUGUGGAGGGACGAGGUAGGGGCAGGGGCCGUGGAAACCGAGGUAGAGGACAAAGGAGGGAGGAUAUGUACAUGGAAAUGAGCGGGAAGGAGCAGGAUCAGAUGCACCAACAUCCCCUCCAUCAGCAGCAGCCACAGCAGCUCCAUCACCAGCAGCUACACGAGCCUAUUCCUCCUCUGAAGAUCAAGUUACCAAUUGGUACCCUGUCGUCCUCCGAUGCCUUGCUGAGGACGGACUCUUUGUCUGGCACGGACCCUGCUUUGUCGGACGGCUCGGUGGGCUCCGCGCCCUCACUUGGUUUAAGUCCUGGACCCCCCUGCAGCACCGAAAGCAACAGAAGUCAAGAAAAGAACAAGCAGAAAAUCCACAUGAUGAGUGAAGUGGAUGAUGAGGGGCUGGAGGAAAGGGGUGAUGAGAAAGACUCUGAGUCCAAGGCCGGCUUCGUCGCUUCAUUCUUGGACUUCCUCAAGACAGGGAAGAGACCUCCAGGCUUGGACAUCUCUCCAGGAAUGGAACACGACAACGGCGAAACCUCCCCCUGUAAAUUGGGAGGUCUGCGCCCACUGUCUCCCGCACCGCCGCCACCUCUGUUCGGGGACAGCGAAGGGAACGGGGGUCUGACUCUGGGCAACUGCCCAAGCCCAAAGCGCUUGGACGACGAACUGAAGAGGAACUUGGAGACCUUGCCGUCGUUCUCCUCUGAUGAGGAGGACUCGGUCGGAAAGAACCAGGACCUCCAGAAGAGCAUUUCCUCAGCCAUUUCUGCUUUGUACGACACUCCUCAGCUGAACUCUAACAUGCAGACCCCGCUACCUCCUACACCUCCUCAUCCUCAGGCUCCUCAGUCCCCACUUACUCCGUCACUGCAGCCCCCCACACUUAGCCCACAGCCCACCAUGCAUACGCCCCACGACCUGCCCGAGUCCAACGAACCCGAUGUCCUCCAGCCAGAAGAUGGAGACAUGGAUGAGAACAAAGAUGAGGAGAAUGAGGAGGAGGAGGAGGAGGAGGAGGAGAGGAGCACGGGAGGGGAUGAAGAGUGCGAUAUGACGGAGGAGAGAGAGCCCCUGCUGGAAGCCCUCGGUGCCCCCAAUCUUGAUGCGUCCCUCCCUGAGAUUCCUCCAGAAGCAGAAACUCCUGAACCUCCCUCUAUCCCUCCAUCUCCCGCCUCCUCUUCCUCCCCCUCUCACUCCCCCCUCCCUCCCCUCUCACUCCCCUCACCCCUGCCUCUACCAGAGGAACAACAGGAGCAUUCCCAGCCUCCAAGCCCCGUCGCUCCCACAUGCCCCUCUCCGCCACCUCCUCCACCCGCUUCUCUCCCUCAGCCUGCUUCCCCUCCUCCUCCAACUUCCCCUCCUCCCCCGUCUUCAAUUCAGAAGGAGUCUCCCGUGCCAUCUCCGGAGUCCCCCGCCUCUCCCGAAGAGGCCCCACCUCCUAAGAUCAACUCCCUGCACCUGGCCCAGAAGCAAGAAGAUGCUGCCAUUGCUGGAGAGAGUGAGGAGGACGAGAGCGAGAGUGGAGGCGAGGGCAUCUUCAGAGAAAGGGACGAGUUUGUGGUACGGGUGGAGGACAUUCGAACACUUAAGCUGGCCUUGCAGACGGGCCGUGAGCCUCCUCCCAUCUGGAGGGUGCAGAAAGCGCUGCUGCAGAAGUUCAGCCCAGAGAUCAAAGAUGGACAGAGACAGUUCUGCGCCACAAGCAACUAUCUCGGCUACUUCGGAGAUGCCAAGAGGCGAUACCAGCGGAUCUAUGUCAAGUUUCUGGAGAAUGUCAACAAGAAGGACUAUGUCAGAGUCUGCUCUCGGAGACCUUGGCGCAGAGCCACACCUGCUCUCAGACGUCAGUCCCUCUCCAGAAUGGCUUCCCCUCCUGCCACCCAGGCACCACCGAGAGUGGAGAAAGAGGAGAGAGUGGCUCCGCCAGUCCAGCGUGAACAGCGGGAGAAAACCAGAACUGCAACAACAAAAGAACAGCGGGAGAAAAAGGAGGUUCCAGCUGCUCUGCCCAAAGCCAAGGAGAAGGAGAGGGAGCCUGAGAAGGAGCGGGAGAAGGAGAAGCGAGUGCAGCCGCAGCAGGACAAAGUGGAGAAACGUGUCGCAGCAGCGGAGCGAGGUAGAGCGAAGGAGGAGAAGAAAGCGGUGGAGAGGAAGGAGAAGGAAAAGGCUGAGCGCCAACCCAAGACCAAGCCAGCCAAAGUGAAGGCGGAGCCACCGCCGAAGAAGAGGAAGAGGUGGCUGAAGGAAAUACCUUCAUCAUCUGACUCGGACUCAUCGGAGGAGGCAGCUAGUGAGAAUGAAAUGCCAGUGAAAGGCGGAGUGAACAACCGUGCCAUGAGGGAGAUGUUCAGGAGCUACGUGGAGAUGCUGGUCAGCACAGCCCUGGACCCCGACAUGAUCCAAGCCCUGGAGGACACCGACGAUGAGCUGUACCUCCCGCCGAUGAGGAAGAUCGACAGCAUCAUCAGCGAACAGAAGAGGAGGUUGUUGAGGAGAGUCAGCAUGAGCUCUCAGCACCAGGAGGUCCUGCAUGCGUACCCCCAGAUCAUUGUAGACCCCCUGGACUCAGGAGCGGUCAGGGUGCGGCUAAGUGGGGAUGCUUACAACCGAAAGACCCUCAACAGAGUCAAAAAGACCCUGCCUAAACCACAGGACCUUAAACUGUCAGCGGAGACGUAUCGAAUCUACAGUCUCUUCCACUCCCUGCAUCACUAUAAAUACCACACCUUCUUACAGUGCAAGAAAGAGACCAACACCAUUGAGCAGGCGGCUGAGGACCCGGGCCAAGAGGAAGUGGUGCAGCAGUGCAUGGCCAACCAGAGCUGGCUGGACACCCUCUUCAGCUCCUUCAUCGAGCUGCUCACGCUCAGCACCAAAGCCUGAGUCGACCACAAAGACGGAGAGAGAGAGAGAGAGAGAGGGAGAGCAUGGAUUAAAGCUAGAGGAUUUUAAAAAACAAAGAUGGAUCCUACUGUACAGCCCCCCCCACCCCGGCCCGCUUCAAGUCUCUUAAGAUCUGAGGAUGAAUUUUUAAGGCCCUUGACGAACACGAGGAGGUCUAUUCAUGUGACCUUGGACACUGGCCUCUGUUCUUUUUCUUGUUGAUCACUGACUAAAGAAAUGUCUUACUUUGUGAGGGGGGGGGGACCCUACCGGAUCAGGGGUCAGGAGGGAAUUGACCGUUGAGG